AUGGCAGAAUUUAAAGGAAGUGUCUUUGGUUGUGACAAGCUAGUCGAAAACAUUAAAAAAUGUCCUUUCGAGGCUAUAAACUCUGAAGUUGACUGUCAUGGAAAUAGCGUGUACUUUUUAAAGCAAACAAUUUUUAAUGCAUGCGGUACCAUAGCAUUAAUUCAUGCAUUAGCAAACAACAUUAGUGAAAUCGGCUUAGAUCCAGAAUCUGUAAUAGGAAAAUUUAUUGAUGAAACUCAAAAGAUGACAGUGGAAGAAAGAUCUCAUUAUUUAAAGCAAAAUAAAGCUAUUAAUGAAGCGCAUGAAGCUACGGCUUGGGAAGGAGAGGAGAGGCCAAGUUGGUUAAAUGAUUCUGUUUGUUGCCAUCAUUACAUCACAUUAUUACAAAGUGAUUCUAAGCUAUAUCAAUUAGAUGGAUUGAAAGAAUAUCCAGUAUCUCAUGGACAUACAUCUGGAGAAACAUUUUUGUCAGAUGCUGCUGAAAUUUGUUCAGAAUAUAUUAAGCAAGAUCCUUCAAAUAUUAAAUUUAAUGCUAUGGCAUUAGUCAAGGUUUCCUAA
Messenger RNA from Parasteatoda tepidariorum (common house spider), 558 nucleotides. Its product is annotated as ubiquitin carboxyl-terminal hydrolase isozyme L3. Gene Ontology annotation, cellular component: cytoplasm. NCBI's taxonomy places the organism in Eukaryota, Metazoa, Arthropoda, Arachnida, Araneae, Theridiidae. Gene Ontology annotation, biological process: ubiquitin-dependent protein catabolic process; protein deubiquitination. The record is from RefSeq and is a predicted model, not a curated record. Gene Ontology annotation, molecular function: cysteine-type deubiquitinase activity.